UUCAACCCUUUGUGGGACCCAACAGAUUUUCAUAUUGGAUGACAGUAAAUUACCUCAUUUGUCUUCCAACUAUAAAAAUCCCCACCUCUUCAGUCUUCUGUCCCUCCCUCCCUUGCAUCUCUCUUUUGCCUCAUUUGCUAAUUCGCUCAUACAGGCAUUUCCACAAACACUUUUUUUCAAUAGAAACGUUUCAUUAUUACUAACAUGGCCAGACCACAACAACGAUAUCGAGGUGUCCGACAAAGGCAUUGGGGUUCUUGGGUGUCUGAAAUUCGCCAUCCUCUCUUGAAAACUAGAAUUUGGCUAGGAACAUUUGAAACUGCAGAAGACGCGGCUCGAGCCUACGAUGAAGCUGCAAGGCUUAUGUGCGGACCAAGGGCUAGAACCAACUUCCCUUACAAUCCGAAUGCACCUCAAUCAUCAUCAUCCAAGCUUCUCUCAGCAACUUUGACAGCUAAACUACACAAAUGCUACAUGGCUUCACUUCAAAUGACCAAACAACAAUCAGUGCAGGAGCCACAAAGUAAGACACCAACUCCACAGGUUAUCAUCAACAAUUACAUUGCGGGGACAGACAGUGGAACGGGAGUUCGACUGCUGGAAAAGAGACCAUUGCCAGUUCAAGAGACAGAAGCCCAUUUGGUUGUCAAGAAAGCUCAAGUUGAAAGCACCCAGCAGUUCAAACCUCUUGAAGAGGAUCACAUUGAACAAAUGAUUGAGGAACUGCUUCACUAUGGCUCCAUUGAACUAUGUAAUGUCUAGUCUAUAGGACGUCAAGCACCAUCCUUUCUUCUUUCUCUAUAUUUUUUCCUUUUUUUUCUCUUUUUCAUCGGUCAUUAAAAACGUUGGGCUGAAAAACACAGCCUUAACUCAUUAAGGCUGGCUGGCCUUUACAUUUCUUCCAUGCAAAUGGCUCUGAUUCUCUAAUUUAACCCAUUCUUCGCAACCUUGAAUCUUCCCACAUACUACUUCCCAAGUGUUGUAGACCCUCUCUUUAAGUCCUAGUGUCUACCAAGUGACCCCAUUUGAAAAUGUUUAAUGUACAGUAAGCUCUGUUAUGGUGUAUGUUAAUGUUACUAUGAUAUUAUCAUCUUCUCUGUCCCUUACUUUUCGAUCAUGGAUUCGGAGGAUGAACUGUAAGAAUUUCCAUUUUCUCUCUUCUGCUUUGCAAGGUUCCUGUAUUAUAAUAAAUUACUUUCAUUGCCAUAUUUUCACAAUUCAAAUGAACUAGCUAGCUGCCUAGA
This is a messenger RNA of Durio zibethinus, 1244 nucleotides long. Its product is annotated as protein PPLZ02-like. The record is from RefSeq and is a predicted model, not a curated record. NCBI's taxonomy places the organism in Eukaryota, Viridiplantae, Streptophyta, Magnoliopsida, Malvales, Malvaceae. Gene Ontology annotation, molecular function: DNA-binding transcription factor activity; DNA binding. Gene Ontology annotation, biological process: regulation of DNA-templated transcription.